Molecule: messenger RNA, 171 nt
Organism: Chondrus crispus (carragheen)
Lineage: Eukaryota; Rhodophyta; Florideophyceae; Gigartinales; Gigartinaceae
Exons: 1
Coding region: 1-171 (56 amino acids)
Source: RefSeq, a predicted model, not a curated record
AUGCUCUGGAUCUUGGUGCAUUUUUUGAAAUUUCCGAUAAUUUUAUGUCACACUAGCUUGCCUCGAAAAGAUGUAGGCAACCAGCACUGGCGGGCGACCUCAAUGCAUAAAGUCGUCUAUACAAACCUCCAAUUCACAAAAAGUCGUCUACGACUGCGUUGCUGUCUCUGA